Messenger RNA from Puntigrus tetrazona (Sumatra barb), 4315 nucleotides. RefSeq names its product TOX high mobility group box family member 2 (gene tox2). The record is from RefSeq and is a predicted model, not a curated record. Gene Ontology annotation, cellular component: nucleus. Bases 112 to 1734 code for a protein of 540 amino acids. Lineage: Eukaryota; Metazoa; Chordata; Actinopteri; Cypriniformes; Cyprinidae. Gene Ontology annotation, biological process: regulation of transcription by RNA polymerase II. Gene Ontology annotation, molecular function: chromatin DNA binding. The transcript has 10 exons.
GAGAGAGAGAGAGAGAGAGAGAGAGAGAGAGAGAGAGAGAGAGAGAGAGAGAGACGCGAGCGAACAGAAGCGCGAGCUGCUCUCCAUGCCUUCAGUCUAGCGGAGCGGGCGAUGGAUGUGAGAUUUUACCCUGCACCUCCUUCAAGCGUGGGCUCCUGUACAUUACCCACCGACACCAGCCUCUCCUCUCUGGACUAUUACCACUGCAACAAGAGCAGAUACGGUGUAGGAGAUCGAGGUGUUAGGCUGUACGGCGCUUUACCCGUGAGGCCCAACCCUGAGGAGAAAAGACUGCCCUCUUCAGGGUUUGAUGGUGACAACAUGUACAUGAGUGAGAACAACCAAGAGUUCCUCUCCCCGAGUCAGCAGAGUUACUCAGGACAGGAAGGGGGCAGCGGGAACGGUGGAGGAGGAGGAGACGAGGACUACGAGAUACCUCCUAUAACCCCUCCGAAUCACCCCGAGCCGCCGCUGCUGCACCUGAUGGACCCCGAGUCCAGCUACCUGUGUCACUCCAUCCCUCACAACGGCCUGAUCAACCCGUACUCGUACCCCGAGCUGCCCGCUGCCCUCAUGAUGUCCAACAUGCUCGCCCAGGACGGACACCUGCUGUCCAGCCAGAUGCCCUCGAUGCCGAUGUUUGCGGGGCAGGCGGGCAGUCAUUACCCCCGUCACAGCCCCAUGAUAAACCCAUCUGCCCGGAUACUGCCCCAUCCCAUGAGCGCCCUGUCCCAGCUCAGCUCUCAGAUUGGCCAAGGCUCCUUUACUCACGGUUCCCCGUCAUCUUCAGGAAGUCAGUCAGCCACGCCCUCUCCCUCGAGCUCCGCCCAGGAAGAGGAAGCAAAGUACCACUCAAAGAUCACAGGAGAGAAGCGACCCUCCUCUGACAUGAUGAAGCCCAAGCCCAAACCUCAGAAGAAGAAGAAGAAGAAGGACCCCAACGAGCCGCAGAAGCCCGUCUCAGCCUACGCACUCUUCUUCAGGGACACUCAGGCCGCCAUCAAGGGCCAGAACCCCAACGCCACCUUCGGAGACGUCUCCAAAAUCGUGGCCUCUAUGUGGGACAGUCUGGGAGAGGAACAGAAGCAAGCAUACAAACGGAAAACAGAAGCAGCGAAGAAGGAGUACCUGAAGGCCCUGGCAGCGUACCGAGCCAGCCUGGUUUCCAAGACCUACAGUGACCCGGUGGAGAGCAAAAGCGCUCAGUCCAGUCAGCCGUCGCCACACAUGAUGCCCCCAACGCCCCUGUACAGCGUCCCACCCCAGCCCUCCUCCCCGUACCUGGGCCCCAGCCCCUUCCCUCUCUCGGACCUCCAGAGCUACGCGGCGGGGGCCCCCAGACACGGCCUGCCCCGGGCGGCCAUGCUGCCCGCGCUCAGUGCCUCGCCCCCAGCGUCCUUCCAGAUCAGCCCUCCCCUCCACCAGCAGCUCUCUCUGCACCAGGGCUCCCUCCUCAACCAGCCAAUCCGCAUGCAGCAGGUCCAGUCGCAGCCAAUCAUCUCUCACCAGAUGGGCCUCCAGGCUCCGCUGCACUCCCGGCCCCCAGGACAGCAGGGAUUCUCUCACUUACAGUCCGAGUAUCAGAAGAGCGUGGGGGGGUCUCAGUCUCCAGGGGCUCCGAACCCAGCGGGCCAGAACCCCGACUGGGACAGCGAGUACUGCAACCGGGAAUGCGGCGGAAACCACUGCAGUGGCAGUAUGAUAGGCAGGGAUAAGCCACUCUACCUCACUUGAAGCAAAACAAGGAGAACGGAAAGAGAAAAGAUGAAACAACACCAGGGAGUCCCCCGCACCUCUCCACCCUUCCCAGGCAUCAUCAGUUUCCCUCAGUGUCAUUUUUCAUUUGUUUUUAGAAGGAUGUGUAUGUGUACGCGUUCUGAAGACUACUAGUGAUCCUUUCAUUUUUGCCAAGCACUUAAAAAUGUACAGGCCUCUCCGCCAGAGACCUCAGAGAGCACUCAACCCGUCUCUGAAUAAACGUAAAAGAAAACGACAAAAAAACAUGUAUAUAACAAAAAACGAAAAGGAAAAAAAAUAAUAAAGCAAACUACCAUUAAACUGGCCCUCAGGGCAAAUGAGCUUUAACUAAAACAGAGGAAAACUCUCCUCGUAGUUUCUCAGUUACUUUCCCUCUGGUCUCAUAUUCAUUUUAUUUCGAUGUUUUCUUUUUUUUUUUUUUUGCUGUUGUACUUUUAUUUAUUUCCCGCUUGCAACAUAGCGCUUCUUUUGACCAGCAGGUCUUUUACUUUAGAGAAAAUACUCUUCUGAGGGUGAUACGUUGCUGUUCAACUAAUGCUCUGUGAAUUUUAGGCAAAAAAAAUGGUAAAAAACAAACAAGAAAAAAGAAAUGCGCAAAUGGAAAAAUUGAUAAAUACAACUUCUUUUUGUAAUUUUAAAGACCCGUGUAGGUCUUUGUUGAUCUGUCACAGUGUGAUUGUAAAUAUCACUUUUUUGGGGGUCAAAUUGGGAAGAUGAAGUCCAGAUAUUUUUUCUUCUUUAAUAUGACUUAUAAUUCAUUGAUUUGUAUUUUAAAUGGUAUUUUGUGAAUGCGUGCCGGUAUGAAUGAGCGUGUGUGAGUGUAUUUGUGUGUUGUGUAACUGAACAGCCUGUGCAGGUGAUAUCAGAAGAGUGUUUCCACACAUACACAAUCUUGCAUUAAAAUCUGUGCUCACUGGUGUGAUUUCCCCAAAAAAAGAUCUACGGCAAAAAACCAUGACGGACUGCAUGACCUGGCUCUCCAUUUAGGCUCCCCGAUUCAACCGAGCCUCUUUUUUUUUGUUUGUUUUUUUAAGCACGACUGUUUAAGUCUAUGGAAGCCGUUUCCGCCAAUGAAGAAAAAAACGUAAAACGGUAAUUGCGACUUUUAUCCCACAAUUCGAUUUUUUUGCGAUAUAUAUAUAUAUAUAUAUAUAUAUAUAUAUAUAUACUGAGAAAUAAACUCACAGUUGUGAGAUAUAAAUUCACAAUUGCGCGAUAUAACCUCACUGAAUUCCGACUUGCGAGUUUGUAGCACACAACGAGAAAAAAGUUUGAAUUGCGAGAUUAAAAAAACGUCGCAAUUACUUUUUUUUUAAAUUCAGCGUCAGAAACGGGCUUUCGUAAAAAAAGUCCCAAAUUGAAAAAAAAGGUAAUAUUGACUUUUUAUUUCGCAAUUAUUUUUUUUCUCGCGAUUGCAAGUUUCAUUUCGCAAUUCAGACUUUUUUAUCUUUUGCGUGACCGCAAAAGCGCAACAGCGAGAGAGAAAAACGGCCGGAUUCGAAAAUGGCGGCCAAAAAUGGCCUUCCGCAACUCCGAGAUCGCAAACGUACGCUUUUACGAAGAGCGUUCGCAGCCAAAAUCGUGAGGUGACUUGAUCAGCUUUGUCGAUUUACUCUCAGGUUCCACGCGCGACGUUUAGAAGCGUAAAUGCUCCAGAUUCAGGUCAAAGGCCAGAAACAUACCUUUCGCAAGUACGCAGACGUGAACACUUGGCCGACGCGCUGCAAGCCCGGUUUCCAAAUGUUUGCGCCAUCGAUCCUCAUUAUUCAGCAAUUAUUCACUCUUCGGUUCGUGUCAAUGGCGCCACCUGUGGCCACGCAUAUAAUGCACCGCAUUUCACUUUUGUGUGCUUGCAUAGAGUUUGUUUCAAGCCUGACGCAGCAGUGUUGUGUUGAAACCCGUUUCAUUUCUUUUGCCUGGUCUUGACUGACGUUAAAUCCACCAAUAUAACAUGUAAAGGUGAACUAUAAUGUUCUCAAUGUGAGAUAAUACAGCACACAGUAAAACAACAGUGGGUCUAUAGUUUUCUAGUAGCUUUUGCUAGAUGUUCUAUUGUGUUGAUCUCAUCUUUUAAGUUUCGUGGGAAAAAAAAUUAAACGCAUUUGAUCAUUUAGUCGAACGUUUUAUUUUAAUCUUAUUUUCUACUGUAGCAUACUAUUUUUAGUUGAAUAAAAAGAAUAACUUCUAAGACAUUUAAUUUGUGUACAAACCUGCCAAUUGUAGUUAUUUUAUUUGUAAAGUCAGCAAUGAUAAUUAUUUUAAAAUUGUUAUCGACAAGUUGCCCAUCAGUUAAUAUUUAAUAAUGUUUAACAGGUUUCUAUUUAUGAACAAAAUGAGAUCAAUUUUGCUUAUAACUACAAUAUUUGAAUUUUAUCGUUUUUUUGUUUCAGUUUUGUUUUUCAUUAUGAUGAUGAUGAUGAUGAUGACGAUGACAAUUGCUUUUAUUUUUUAUUUUUACUUUUUGAACGCUGGUUUUUUUCUUUCCUUGCCAGCCAGGUCAUUUUGUGUCACUAUGCCUUUUGUUUCAUUUUGUCCGUAAUAAAAACGUUAAAUGAGA